Pestalotiopsis fici W106-1 is the source of this 1272-nucleotide messenger RNA. RefSeq lists its product as uncharacterized. The record is from RefSeq and is a predicted model, not a curated record. Bases 1 to 1272 code for a protein of 423 amino acids. The transcript is spliced from 2 exons. Lineage: Eukaryota; Fungi; Ascomycota; Sordariomycetes; Amphisphaeriales; Sporocadaceae.
AUGUCUUCCUCCCAACAACCAGGGCCAGCGGCGGCCGGUCCCAACCAAACAAGCGCUGCCGCCGGUCUGUCGAAUGCUACUAGUGAAGAUGGUGCCAGGAGCCAGAUGUCCCAAGCGGGGCAGCCGUUGGGCAUUGAUGCUGCUACUACUGGAGGUUUCAGUAGUAGUUCAAUCGCUGCUGCUGGUGGUGUCGCCGCCGCUGGUGCUGCCGCCGCACCACUUCCCGGCACUGGACCUUUUCUCCCUACUGCCGCGAGCACCGCUCAUUCGCCGGAAGAAGCUCUGCCGCCGCCCGAACUCGUUGCAGCGCAGGACGACACAAUCGAAGCUGCCGAGAGCAAUGCCGAUAGCGACGAAUUCACACCCUCGGAGUGGGGUGAAGAUGGCGGCGCAUCAACUGCCUCAACCUCGAUCAACUCCAGCAUAUACAUGCACACUUACGAGAAUGGCCGAAGAUAUCACAGUUAUAAAAAUGGAAGAUAUCCUAUACCGAAUGAUGACCAGGAGCAGAACCGUGAAGAUAUGAAGCAUGUAAUGAUGCUGGAGAUGACCGAUGGCAAGUUGGUAUAUGCUCCCAUCGGUGAUUACCCGCAAAAGAUCAUCGACAUUGGCACAGGAACAGCCGGUGACAAAUACCCCAGUGCCGAGGUGCUCGGCAUUGACCUUUCGCCUAUACAGCCUGUUUGGAUACCGCCAAACGUCAAGUUUAUUAUCGAUGACUGCGAGGAGGAAUGGCUCAAUGGCGACAACUUUGAUUUGGUGCACAUGCGCUUCAUGUCUCCGGUUCUCAAAGAUGUACAGAAAAUGUGCGCGCAAUCAUAUGCUAACCUGAAACCGGGCGGCUGGAUAGAGUUUCAAGAAUUGCAUGCUUGGCCGCAGUGCGACGAUGGGACAAUGCUCCCCGACGACCAUGUCGCUGGUUUUUAUAAGCUCGUCGUUGAAGCCUUCGCCAAGCUAGGCUUGAAUAUACACGCACCAUGCAAGCUCGACAAACCUCUAGAGGCCGUCGGAUUCACAAAUAUUCAAUGUGUGGUCAAGAAGAUCCCGAUUGGAACCUGGGCGAGGGACCGGCGAUUGCGAUUAGUUGGACACUACUUGAAGUUGGUCAUUCAGGAUUUCCUGCCUGCCCUGGCCAACAAGCCCUUUGCCGUACUCGGUAUGAACCAAGUCGAGAGGGAGAUGUGGCGCACAGCAACGUUCAAGGCCUUGGAUGACAUGUCGGCCCAUCGAUAUUGGAAUUUCUAUUUCUGGUCGGGCCAGAAGCCAGAGUAA